AUGGCCCAUCUAGAGGGCAGCUCCUCCCGGGUCCUUGUCAGAAAACAAGCGCAGGGCCCCAAAGCAACUCCCUCAACUCGUGUCCUACCCAAAAAGAAACCAGCCCCAGCUCAUGGCGUUGGAGCGACUCGGGCUUUGAGCAGCAAGUCGUUGAAAGUGGCCAAGCUGGAGAAGACAGUUCAGAAACAAGCGAAGCGAGUGUUGGUGCAAGAGGACAAGGUGGAGAUUCCCAAGAAGAGGCGCUCUAUCCAGCGAUUGCCGUUGAAGGAGGAGGUCAAUGCUGGAUCAAGAGCGAGGAACAACAAGCUGACUCUCCUGGAAGAGAGGAGUGUUUCCAGCGAAGUGCGGCACCAAUAUGGUCAACAUUUGGAGUGGUUCGAGAAUUUCUGCCGGGAGGAAGGCACCAGUUGGCUUUCCAAAAGGUGCGACGAGUUUCUGGCAGAUUUCUUGGAUCUGGAGUUCAUUCAAGGAAAGGCAUCAUGCGAAGGAGAGAAGCUAGUGGCAGCAGUAGAGUACAAGUUCGCCAGCCUGCGUGGGAAGUUGUACGCCCUGAAGUUGCUCCUUGACCACGACACGUACCUCAGACCUGGCGAGUCUAUAGAUCUCAAAGGCAGGGACAUCGUGUUGCCAGUGAAGGGGGCAGGAAGACAGUACCAAUGGUAUGCGGUCAUCGUCCGAAAUUCCUUGGAUGCAAAGCCCGACAAGGAGUUGAAGUCCCUCGGGCACAAGCUCUUUCCCUUCGAUGCAGCGCAGUACAAGAAAGUUUUUGUGGAGGCAGGGAAGAUGUUGAACCUGGAUGCUCUUCACCCCUACCAGACACGGCAUGGGGGAGCAGCAGAAGACCUCAACGGCAAAGGGCGCGACCACGCCAAUGUCAAACAGCGUGGUACAGCACGUGUCGCCAAAUGCCUUCUCAAGAAAGGAUGUGACAGCUCCGGAUGUUUUUGGACACUUCGAGCUCAGCCCUAUCCUUGGCCUUUUGCUGAGGUGGUGGCGACUAAUGCGGCCAUUGCCUUGCAAGCGUGUGGUCUGGAAGAAUUGCCAUCCAUUUUUCGCACUGUACGAGGCAUUGUCGAAGGGCUCUUGGACACCAUAAGCCAAGCCCUUGGCGGCGAGAAUGUUCUCGACAGUACCAAAGAAGUCAUCAGCAACGCAGAAAGCGGCACGAUUCAUCGUGCCAUUGCAUCGCUCCAAUCGCACAGGAGUGGAGCCGAUCAAGCCACGGUUCGUGCUCUCCAACGUGGUGACACACACACAUUGUGGGUCUCCCUUCCGCAGUUGGAUGCCGAUGCAGAAGGCGAGAGAAGGAGAGAUGAGACAUCAGUGUGCAUAGAAGGCAGCGCGGAAGACUUGCCUUUGGAAGGAGAGGAGUCGGUGCCUGAAGCUGAUGAAGAUUUCGGAAGGAGGCAGACAUUGGCAGCCGAGAUUGAAGUGCAGUGCUGGGCCCAGGUAGCGCCGCAGGUUGGACGUGGUGAGAAGAUCUGCUUAGCGGUUGCAAACGUAAGUCUGGAUCACGGAGAUCGCGAGUUCGCCACGCUGAGGUCAAUGAAUGCUGAGGAUUUUGCAGACAGGAGAGAAGUGUCACCUGUGCACGAUGCGGCACCUGUGAGUGAAGAUGGUGCUGCAGAAGUGCAGGGAGAGAGCGGGCAAGGGCCAUGCAUGGAAGGUGGAGCAGGUCACGUGGUGAAGCUGUCGACUGAGUUGGGCAAGACUAAGACCAAUCACUUUUUCGGAUCUUCUGUCAGCAUCCGCAUUGUCGUGCCGUGCGUCAUCCGAACAGAGCUGAUUGAAUUGAAGGUCUGGAGUUGUGCCUGUCUCAACGCCGUUUUCUUUUCGAGUACAUUACCGCCGCCAGAUUCUGACCCAGCAUGCAGACCCGAAUCCGGUUCCGUGGCAUAUUGGUCGCAAAAAAUCGCUGUUGGCAUUGUAUCCGCCGCCAUUGGAGAUUUCAUCAUCCUCCUGCUAUUUCUGAUGGUUAGAAUUAGAAUCGAAGAGCGGGACGAGUGGACUGAUGAAGACAAAACUGAAUGGCAAAACCGGUUGCGCAACAGGACCAUUGCAUUCUGGUUCUUUGCUGUCUUGUACAAGAGCUUUUGCAUCUUCUACGUCUGUGCCUUUAUUGCCAACGUCAGCAAGGAGGAUGCCAACCAGUUGCUGGAGGCUACUGCAAUGUCCCUGCUGCAGGAUCUUGUUCUGAAGCCAGCAAUCCUUGCACUCAUCCUGGCAGUGGUCUCAACUCUGGUACUCACCUGCCGUCCCAGCAUCAAAAGGGACAUUCAAGCCAAGUGGAUGGAAGAUGGAAGUGUCGAACAUGUCGCAGCCAAGGACUCGAGAGGUUCUCCAAUCCCAAGUGAUGUUUGCGAAGCCAGUGAUGUGAAGGAGGAAGGUGACGGACAUCCACCGCUUCGUCCGGUUCGUUCGGUUCGUGAUCCAAAUGAGGCACAGUUUGCCAGUGUCCUUCCUGGGAUGCCUGGACCAUGAAGGCCCCAGUUUCACCAUGGUUUCACCUGGGAUUGGCUCAAG
Molecule: messenger RNA, 2523 nt
Organism: Cladocopium goreaui
Lineage: Eukaryota; Dinophyceae; Suessiales; Symbiodiniaceae
Source: the annotation of a GenBank genome assembly